Messenger RNA from Gavia stellata (red-throated loon), 489 nucleotides. It is a transcript of the gene PPP1R27, whose product is annotated as protein phosphatase 1 regulatory subunit 27. The record is from RefSeq and is a predicted model, not a curated record. Gene Ontology annotation, molecular function: phosphatase binding. Lineage: Eukaryota; Metazoa; Chordata; Aves; Gaviiformes; Gaviidae. Bases 28 to 489 code for a protein of 153 amino acids. The transcript has 3 exons.
CUGCAGUGUCUGAAGGCUGCGAUCAGCAUGAAGGACUAUUAUCCAGGCUCAAUGCCCCGGUACAGUCGGUACGCCCAGAGACUGAGAGCCUCACGCACUGUGCGCUUCCCCAAUGACGUCGUCUUUCAGGACCAUAUCAGGCAGGGGGACCUGGAGCAGGUGGGCAGAUUCAUACGUGCCAAGAAGGUGACGCUGGACACCAUCUACCCUUCUGGCAUGGCAGCCCUCCACGAAGCUGUGCUUACUGGAAACCUGGACUGUGUCAAGCUCCUGGUUAAAUACGGCGCUGACAUCCACCAGAAAGACGAGAAUGGGUGGACGCCCCUGCACAUGGCCUGCAGUGAUGGUUAUGCUGACAUAGCCAGGUACCUCAUCUCCCUCGGGGCCAGCCUGGAGGCUACCACUGACGCCGGGGAGAAGCCCACGGACCUCAUCGACCCCGAGUACAAGGACCUGGUGGAGCUCUUCCAAGCCACCACGAUGGACUGA